Molecule: messenger RNA, 6765 nt
Organism: Calidris pugnax (ruff)
Lineage: Eukaryota; Metazoa; Chordata; Aves; Charadriiformes; Scolopacidae
Gene: CLUH
Product: clustered mitochondria (cluA/CLU1) homolog
Exons: 26
Coding region: 280-5055 (1591 amino acids)
Biological process (GO): intracellular distribution of mitochondria
Cellular component (GO): cytoplasm
Molecular function (GO): mRNA binding; protein binding
Source: RefSeq, a predicted model, not a curated record
GAGGGGGCAAGGGCGCCCGGUGGGAGAACUGCUGCGAGCCCAGCCUCCUGUCCCACCAGGACACUGUGGAGUCGGCUGCGGGUUCCCGGCCUCCUGCCACCCUGGGGCCAAGCCGGGAUUUCCUUCGGAGCGGGCGGGCGGCUGGGUGAGAAGGCGAGCAGGUCCGGGCUGCGGAGGGCUGCCGCGUGGGAGUUUGCCUGGUGGGGACUUCAGUAGAUGUGUGCAAACAGCUCUUAACUCUUCUAACCGGGUGCUGGAUGAGCCGGGCCGCUUGAGAUCAUGGGGAACAGCCUUUUUGCAAACUGCUGCCGGCACGUCACCGACCUCAUCUUCCAGCCGCGCAGCUCCAGCUCGCCCGAUGAGAGGUCACCCCUCUUACCGAAGCCUCCCGCAGGCUGCGCCGUCCAACCGGAGACGCCAGAAGCUGCCCGCUGUGCUGGGCCCUACCCAGACAUCAUCCCCAGUGAGGCGGUGGCUGGGAGCCUGCAGAAGUGUCCCGAAUACAUCCCAGAGGCCAAGGAUGAAGGAGGAACGGUGACGGUCUGUGAUAAGAGCUGUUUGAGAGCUGGUGCUGCUGGCCCGCUCCAGCCGGCAGAGGCAUCCCGGGCGGUGGCUGUCCUUCCAGCCGACCUUGGGGCCGGGCCGGUGGGGCUGGUCGGUCAUGCUCAGUCGCUCGAGGCCUGCCAGGGCUGCGUGAAACCUGAGGACGGCGUCUCAGCCCAUAGAUCCUGCCGCCGGCAGGAGCACGUGGCGGCAGCUGACGGGGGGGAUGUGGCCCCCGGAGCACGUCCCGCCAGCUGGGGACACGGCGAGGGACGAGCAGCCUCAGUGUGUCCGGCCAGCGUGCCGAAACGGGGUACCCCUCCCUGCCCGGGGAGCCCUGGGACACCUUCCCCUGUUCUGCCAGCCAGCGCAGGGAAACCCCCGCCAGCCCAAGGGACAGUCGUGCUGCCUGUCCCCCGUGGCGAGGUGUCAUCAAAGGCUUGGGACACAAGUUCUGGUUUCGUAGUGACGGGUCCUGCUGCCUGCCCCGAUGGCAGGUCAGGCUGGGAUCCUGGCUCUCCAGCACAGGCACUGCCCUGGAAGCAGCAGCAGAAGAAGAAGAGGAAGAAGAAGAAGCUCUCACUCCUAGAGCACCCGUCUGGCGUGGCGCUGAUGAAUGGCAGUGGUCCACACGAGAGCCUCAAGGGCGAGAAGGAUGCCAGACAGAAUGGUCAUGAAGAGGCUGACCCAGGAGAAGACGGGAACGACCAGGAGGUCAUUGUCAUACAGGACACAGGAUUUACCGUCAAGAUCUGCGCGCCAGGGAUAGAGCCCUUUUCCCUGCAGGUCUCUCCUCAAGAGAUGGUGCAAGAGAUCCACCAAGUUUUGAUGGACCGUGAGGAUACCUGCCAUCGCACUUGCUUCUCCCUGCAGCUGGAUGGCAACGUCCUCGAUAACUUUGCUGAGCUGAAAACUAUUGAAGGGCUGCAGGAGGGCUCGCUGCUGAAGGUGGUGGAAGAACCAUACACAGUGCGAGAAGCCAGAAUACACGUGCGUCACAUUCGGGACCUUCUGAAGAGUCUUGACCCAUCAGAUGCUUUCAAUGGUGUGGACUGUAAUUCCUUGUCCUUCCUGAGCGUCUUCACUGAAGGAGACCUGGGAGACAGCGGCAAACGGAAGAAGAAAGGUACUGAAAUGGAACAAAUCGACUGCACCCCCCCAGAACAUAUCCUGCCAGGUAGCAAAGAGAGACCCCUGUGUGCCCUUCAGCCCCAGAACAGAGACUGGAAGCCUUUGCAGUGCCUAAAGGUAUUGACGAUGAGUGGCUGGAACCCUCCUCCUGGUAACCGGAAAAUGCACGGGGACCUCAUGUAUUUGUAUGUCAUCACAGUGGAGGAUCGGCACGUCAGCAUCACUGCGUCCACGCGAGGAUUUUACUUGAAUCAGUCUACUGCAUACAACUUCAAUCCCAAACCUGCAAACCCCAGUUUUCUCAGUCAUUCCUUGGUGGAACUACUUAACCAGAUCAGCCCUACCUUCAAAAAAAACUUUUCCGCUCUGCAGAAGAAACGGGUUCAGAGACACCCCUUUGAAAGGAUAGCCACUCCUUUCCAAGUGUACAGCUGGACGGCCCCGCAGGCAGAGCACGCCAUGGACUGUGUCCGGGCAGAAGACGCUUAUACUUCGAGACUGGGCUACGAAGAGCACAUACCUGGACAGACCAGAGACUGGAACGAGGAGCUGCAGACCACGCGGGAGCUGCCGCGCAAGAACCUGCCCGAGAGGCUGCUGAGAGAACGAGCCAUUUUCAAGGUUCACAGCGACUUCACUGCAGCAGCAACAAGAGGGGCUAUGGCUGUCAUUGAUGGCAACGUCAUGGCCAUCAACCCCAGUGAGGAGACCAAGAUGCAGAUGUUCAUCUGGAACAACAUUUUCUUCAGCCUGGGCUUUGACGUCCGUGACCACUACAAGGACUUUGGGGGAGAUGUUGCUGCUUAUGUAGCUCCUACCAAUGAUCUCAAUGGUGUGCGGACCUAUAAUGCUGUGGACGUGGAAGGGCUGUACACGCUGGGGACUGUGGUGGUGGAUUACAGAGGUUACAGGGUGACAGCUCAGUCUAUUAUUCCUGGCAUCUUGGAACGGGAGCAGGAACAGAGUGUCAUCUAUGGGUCAAUAGACUUUGGCAAGACAGUUGUUUCACACCCCAAGUACCUGGAGCUGCUGGAGAAGACCAGCAGGCCGCUGAAGAUCCAGAAGCACAAAGUCCUCAACGACAAGAACGAGGAGGUGGAGCUGUGCUCCUCGGUGGAGUGCAAAGGCAUCAUUGGCAACGACGGGCGUCACUACAUCCUGGACCUGCUCCGCACUUUCCCUCCAGAUCUCAACUUCCUGCCUGUGGAAGGGGAGGAGAUGCCAGAGGAAUGUAAGAAAAUGGGGUUCCCCAAGCAGCACAGACACAAGCUUUGCUGUCUCCGGCAAGAGCUUGUUGAUGCCUUUGUAGAACACAGGUAUCUGCUGUUCAUGAAGCUGGCUGCGCUGCAGCUGAUGCAGCAGAAAGCCAACAAGCAGGAGAGCUCUGGCGCGCUGGAAAAUGGCGCCUCUCCGGAGAACGGGGCUGCGGAGAGCGAGAAGGCUGAGUCAGAGGAGGGUAAAAUAGACGAUAACGUGACUGGACUUGAUCAGGUGAAAGAGCUUGCUGAGACCAUUGCAUCUGAUGAUGGAACAGUGGAUCCCAAAAGCAGAGAAGUGAUUCGAAAUGCUUGCAAGGCUGUGGGCUCCAUUAGCGACACGUCAUUUGACAUUCGGUUUAACCCAGAUAUUUUCUCACCAGGUGUUCGUUUUCCUGAGUCUAGCAAGGAGGAGGUGCAGGAUCAGAAGCAGCUGCUGAAGGACGCUGCCGCAUUCCUGCUGUCGUGCCAGAUCCCGGGUUUGGUCAAAGACUGCCUGGAUCACACGGUGCUCCCGAUGGACGGGGCCACCUUAGCAGAGGCCAUGCACCAGCGGGGCAUCAACAUGCGUUACCUGGGCAAAGUGAUCAACUUCAUCACCAAGACCCCUGGCCGUGCUCAGCUGGAUCACAUUUUUAAAAUAGGAAUCAGCGAAUUGAUCACUCGAUCGGCAAAACACAUCUUCAAGACGUACCUCCAGGGUGUGGAGCUGUCGGGUCUCUCUGCAGCCAUCAGCCACUUCCUCAACUGCUUCCUAAGCUCCUUCCCAAAUCCCAUCGCCCAUCUUCCAGCUGACGAGCUGGUCUCCAAGAAAAAGAAUAAGAAAAGGAAAAACAGGAACCUUGGGAAUGCUGAUAACACUGCGUGGGCCAGCAUGACCCCUCAGGAGCUUUGGAAGAAUAUCUGUUCAGAAGCCAAGAGCUACUUUGAUUUUAGUCUUGAAUGUGAGAACGCUGACCAAGCAGCUGAAGUGUAUAAUCUACAGAAAAUCACCCUGCUUCGUGAAAUCUCCCUCAAAACUGGAGUCCAGAUCCUGCUGAAAGAGUACAACUUUGACAACAGGCACAAGCCCACCUUCACGGAAGAGGAUAUCCUCAACAUCUUCCCAGUAGUGAAGCACGUCAACCCCAAAGCCUCCGAUGCUUUCCACUUCUUCCAGAGCGGGCAAGCAAAGGUUCAGCAAGGUUUCUUGAAGGAGGGUUGUGAGCUCAUCAACGAAGCCUUAAACUUGUUCAACAAUGUGUAUGGUGCUAUGCAUGUUGAAAUCUGUGCCUGCCUGAGGCUGCUGGCGCGUCUCAACUAUAUCAUGGGGGAUUAUUCAGAGGCCUUAAGUAAUCAGCAGAAAGCGGUGCUAAUGAGCGAGAGGGUCCUGGGUAUCGAACAUCCCAACACGAUUCAAGAAUACAUGCACCUCGCUUUGUACUGCUUCGCCAACAGCCAGCUCUCCACAGCGCUGAACUUGCUGUACCGCGCACGCUACCUCAUGCUCCUGGUGUUUGGGGAGGAUCACCCAGAAAUGGCACUCUUAGAUAACAACAUCGGCCUGGUGCUCCACGGGGUGAUGGAGUACGACCUGUCCCUCCGGUUCCUGGAGAACGCGCUGGCCAUCAGCUCCAAGUACCACGGCUCCAAGUCUCUGAAAGUUGCACUAAGCCACCACUUGGUAGCCCGGGUGUACGAGAGCAAAGCGGAGUUCCGGUCGGCGCUGCAGCACGAGAAGGAAGGAUACACCAUCUACAAAAACCAGCUUGGAGAACACCAUGAAAAGACCAAAGAGAGCUCUGAGUACUUGAAAUACCUGACUCAGCAAGCAGUCGCCCUUCAACGCACAAUGAACGAGAUCUACAAGAACGGCUCCAACGCCAACAUCAUGCCCCUCAAGUUCACGGCUCCCAGUAUGGCCAGUGUCCUGGAGCAGCUCAACAUUAUCAAUGGAAUUCUCUUCAUUCCACUAAGCCAAAAAGACUUGGAGAACCUUAAAGCAGAGGUGCAGCGGCGCCAGCAGCUCCAAGAAAGCAUAAAAAGUGGUGAACAGCUGGAGCCCGAGGACAAAGCUGUGGAGGAGAAAGAGGCUGAGCCGAGCAUGCCUUCUGCUGAGAUCCCUGUAACACAGAGCUCUGCUUAAUGUACCUCGCUUAAAAACAAAACAAAAAACAAAAACAAAAAAAAUAUAUAAAAAAAAGAAAAAAGUUUAAACCACCCUUUUCUGAAUCUGACCCAGGGUCUGGGACUCCCCUGGAGCAGCUCCUCCUUUUUUGACAAUGUUAUUGCACUGGUACAAUUAAUACACAAUGCAAAGAACUAAUCUGAGAAAUGUACUGUGUCUGCCUGAGCUGGUGUCAGCCCCACGGGGGCCGGUGGCCGGGCCCCAGCCCCGCUGAGCGCAGCCGGGGGGGGCCCUGCGUGUUCGUGUCGUGUGUGUGCGCAUCAUCAGUGAUUUCUACUUUGUACAUAUGAAUUCCAAAUGAACUGUCCGGAGGUGUGUAACAUUUCUCAGGUCAUUUUUAUGUUGACUAAGGACACUGCUUUGCUAAACCCCUCCAGAACCAGCCCACACCCCGCUCAGCUUUCCCCUAAGAGAUGAAUUCCAAGCCAAAAGCUUUCUUCCCCCCAGCCAGGAUCCGGUCUGUGUGAGGCCGACGCAGCCAUAACCCUGUCGCUGUGCCCUGGGUGGGAGUGGGGGGAUGUACAGCAUUUUCUACAUCAGGAUAGAGCCAUUGGAUUCCUUUCACCAUUUUUUCUACUUUUGGUUGGCAGUUUGGCAAUUCAGUGGGGUUUUGUAACAUUCACAUUCUAAUUUUCAAGGUAAAGAUAUAGCUAGAGAGAGAGAUAUAUACAUAUAUAAAUAUAUAUAUAUAUAAAAAGAAUGCUACUCCCCGUUGCAGCUCUGCCCUGCUCGCAGCCGAGCGCUGAGGACGCUGCACCCAAAGAGUCAGGGCUUUGAUGGCUGCAAAGCGCACAACCGUCCAUUGCGAUGGAAACCCCAGUGCCUCGGAGACUGGUAACGGCACCAAACGGGGCUGGGCCACUGAUUGAGCAGGAAAUCCUGGCCCUAUUAAAAGGGGGGGGAGAAAGAGUCAGAAACGGGGCCGUGGUCUGAUUGUAACACGGAGCUGACGGACUGGACCCGGCCGGGCACCGGGACCCAGACUGGAAUCAGACAUUUCCCACAAAUUACUGAGCUUUGGGGAGGGGAUUUAAAUAAAAGCUAAAAACUCCCACAGCACUGCAACCUCUGGCUAAGAGCUUCUUAAUUAACUGGGGUUUUGCACACUGGUUUUGAGAUUGGUGCCAGGGGCGCGUCCAUUGCUGGCAGUGGAUGUUACACUGAACAAAUCCCUGUGUCCCCUCCCCGUCACACGCGUCCCGGGGGGGUGACCAACGCGCGUGCCCUCCCCUGCCCCCCCCGGGCCCAAAGCUGCUGAGAUGUGGCCCCUGCAGCCGCGGUGACGCCGACAGAGGUGAAUGUCCCUCUUUGCAAACAGCCCUUCGCUGGCCAACGGGGCCGGUCGCUGGCCCAUUGGCCACCCUGUGCCACCAGAGUCCUGUCCCCCCCCAUCUCCUCUGUCCUGGAUAGACCCUGUGCUAAUUCGCGUUGCUUUUACUGACCUGCUGGAGAACAAGUGCUGUCACUGUGCUCUGUCCCCUCCGUCCCCGUGCGGCGUCACAGGGAUCUGUAACGGGGGGGAUAAGGGAAGGGGGAGCAGCCUCCGAGCUGCCAGAGGCAACAAAGCAGGAGGAGUCUUUACUGCAAAAGAACUUGCUCCUAUUAGAAAAAAAUUCUGAAUUUCCUGGAAAGCAAUCAAUAAAUGACUACAGUGCAUCUUUCCUACAA